Messenger RNA from Anopheles merus, 606 nucleotides. Its product is annotated as cystatin-like protein. Lineage: Eukaryota; Metazoa; Arthropoda; Insecta; Diptera; Culicidae. The record is from RefSeq and is a predicted model, not a curated record. The transcript is spliced from 2 exons. Bases 2 to 430 code for a protein of 142 amino acids.
UAUGUUUACAUUCUACUUUACAACAGCACAGCCACAAGUGCGUAGUUCUAUUCUUUGUUACACCAUUGCACCGAGAACAAGCUCAUCUAAUUAUCCGAGUGAGUCACACGUUAGGCUGAUAAAUACGUACGCAAUGGCCAGCGAACCUAAGUGCGGAGGAGUUUCGGACGAUCCGGAGCUAAACAAGGAAGAGCAUGCGGAGCGCAUCGGUGCCGCCCUGGCCACCACGGAUGGUCAUGCUGGCAAAGCGUACAAACUGCACCGCGUGACGAAGCAGGUCGUGGCCGGGGUGCAGUACGUGUACUUCAUUUCGUUCGAGAAUGAGGAAUCUGGCCAGCAGUACAAGAUAACCGUUUGGGAGCGACCCUGGCUGAAGGAAAAGGAUCCGGCCGAGGCACGCAAGAUCACGUUCGAGGUGCACAACGGAUGACGAAUUCAGAUCUGUCUCAGUGAGUCAUCGUGUUUGUAUGUUUGUUAAAAGCGUCUCUCGCUUCGUUUAUUGAGUAAGAUCAACAUUUUGUAUGUUUUGUCAUAUUUCGGGUGGAUGAUAUGAAUAUUGUUACAAUUAGUUUUUUGGUUAAUACAAUAAAACAGGUUUAAAACGAA